AUGGACUUGUGUAAUGAACACUCAGGAUUGGAUACGCUUACGAUGCUGUGUGAAAGAUUACGAUCUGAGAAAUUACUUGUAGCUAGUGAAUUGGACACUCUGCAACGGCUUAACGAAGAAGUUGAUAAUGCACAAAGUGAAUUAGCACAUUUAGCCUGGAUAUGCAGACAGGAACAGACAAUUUUAUCGCGUCUUAUCAAUUCCCAUCCUGAUGUUCGACCGGAAAAUUGCUGCUUUCUAACUUCCCAGUUUGAUUCCGCUUGCUUUAUUCAUGGAUAUCGUCGUAUUGAUGGGCAGCAUUACAGUAGUGUUACGGAAUUGUUGAAUUUAUUACUAAAUUCACCGAAUUUAGUAGCUGAAAUAUUACAUAUUGCAGACCAAACGCUAAAGAGCAACGACUCACCAUUUGUUGAGCUAGUUUCAUGUGUAUACAGCUUGCUAUAUGGAUGUUCAGUUUUUCCGGAAGAUGAGCGUCGCGUAUUGGAAACCCUUUUCCAUCUGUUGGAUAUUCAGUUGGCUUCACAUUCCGACCCACGAUUGUUAUUGCGUCGUGGAAAUGUGUCUUUUUGUCAGCUUUAUCGUUUAUUUUCCGAAGGGAUGUAUUCUGCAAAGAUUUUUCUGACAGCAGCUCUGCAUGAUCCAGUGAUGUUCGUAUUGUCUCAGGAUGAUGUUUUUUUGGAUAUCGAACCAACAAAAACAUUAAUACGGUUUCCCGCAGAAGAAAGAAGAAGACGUUUUGGUGAGGACGAAAAUUCACUUACCUUUUUGCAAAAUUUAACUGCUCAUCGCCGAUAUAUUGAAUCAAAAUUAGUAUCAGUUGCAAAUCGAUUUAUCCGAGCAAUAACUGAUGCAAUGUCUUGCUUUCCUCAAAGUUUGGGUUGUAUUGUUCGACGACUAUAUACUGUUUUAGUUGAUCACAGAAAACUUAGUCGUGAGCAGGCAACGUUGAUUUGCACGGAUCUAAUUUUCACUUAUUUUAUUUGUCCUGCCAUCGCAAAUCCUGAGACACUUGGAGUUAUAUCAGAUACUCCGGUCACCUACAUUGCAAGGUUCAAUUUGAUGCAGAUCGGGCAGAUUUUGCAGACACUGGCUAUAGCACCUUUUGAGCCUCCUUCUUCUCAUAUUGCACAUUUCUAUUCCCAAUUUGAUCAGCAGUCGAUGUCAUGUGUGGUGCAACAUGUUCUUGCAACGCAUGGUGAAUCACUAGAAAGUAUAUGUGCAGUCAGUACCGAAUCACCGCCACAAGUUGUUGAACAGUUUGUCCGACGCAUGUUUGUAGGCACUAUUGCAGAGCUGGAUUGUUUGAUUAGUGCUGUUCGUUGUUUUGCAACUGGUCCUGUAAGUGAUGAAUCGAUACGGCGAACAUUAACUGGAUUACUGCAGCGAUUACCAAUAAAACUUUCACGGGAUGAUAUACCAAAUUUUGGGGUUGUUGGUUUUCAAGAAAGAAGUCACUCAAACGAGCGAAAUGCAGAUCCUUUCUUCAUUGACACUAGAACAUUAGAUUUAAUUCAAAGUGGUUAUCAUAGAGGUUUGCGAUUUAAACAUGGCAAGUCCACGGAGUCUACUGAAUCUGGCCGUAUUCAAAUAGAAAAUAUUGAGGUACUUGUAUUUCCUCUUGGUGAAAGUAGGGAACCAUUGGGAAUGUGUUCCGAAGAAAAAUUCAUGGAAUCAGUUCGGAAUCCACAGCGAGUGCGAAAACAUAAAACAUCGGAUGAAUCAGCCGAGAAGCGAACUCGUUUUGUUGAUACUGAAAGCAUUGAUCGUACCACUGACGGUGGGAGCGAUGAUGAAGCAGCAAGUUUAUCUUCUUCUAUCGAAGGUAACGCUGAUGGUAUGGAUGAUGAUGCUGAAGAUGUAUCUACUCUACCGGACAAUUUCAGUGAUGUUGUUCCCAGUAGCGCAAAUGUUUCGGGUCGUGGUUCACCAAGCGUCAGUGAUCCAGCUUCUAAUCGAGGUGGUUCACGUUCAGCUCGGUCAGCCGCACCGACAAAUGGCGAAGAUGCUAAUAAUGCAGUACAGGAAAAUAAUAACUCUCGUCAACAUAAUCUUCCGAAUUUACCGGUAACCGUCCGUCGCGAAAAUACUGAAGGCCUUGAAGAUAAAUUCGGGAAAUUUUGUUUGCCGUCACAGGGAGAGAGUCGUCAUAAAUAUCGUGAUGAAACACAUUCACUUGUCAGUGAAAGCUGGUCCACUGAUGUUCUACCAUCAGAUACGGAAGGUUUCGGUUUUGAUGUUAGACAAGAUGGAGACAACAGUACAUCUACGGUUGCUCCUCCUAUGCUACCUGCAGUUGUAGAAGUUGGUGAGCCUCGAACCGAAAGUAGGCCAAGCAGAAUGGGUUCACAACGAUCUACAAUUGGCAGUGCUAUUGCAUCUUUAACUGUAUCAGGUAACGGGGAAGAUCGAAGUGAUACGUGGUCCGUAGAUGCAGUGGCUAGUGAUUCUGAAGCAGAUCCUGUUCAAAGAAACGAUGAUUUAUUAAUGAUUGAUGAUCCUGAUAGUGCGGACGUUACAUCUGCUACUAAUGGAAGUGCAAACGCAACAGUAUUAGCUUCUGGCAACGAAAGCAACAUGACAGAAAGUAGUGGCGCAACUGUUCAUGCAACAGUUGGAGGGCAUAAUGAAAAUGAAGUUUCUCGCGGAAACAAUUUCUCAUUUCACCAUGCUGCAAAAAAGCCGAUGUCUACAACUUCAACUGAUGCAUCAAUCUUUCGUGAAUUGAAUCAAGUGAAUCUGGUAGCUUCAACGUCAAGUGGUCAUGCUCGUGAACGUCUUAGACGUCAGUCUAGUGGAAGUUCUUUCUAUUCAAAAUCUGAUGUUGAUUCUGAAUUUUCAAAGGAUCUUAAUGAUGAUGCACUUUCAUCAUUGCCUGGCGAUUACACUCCAUCAUUUCGCAACAGUGUAGGUGAACUUGUGCUGACCAGUCCAGCUGCUUCAGUAAUGGCAACAGCAGGCUCCUUCUGUAAUGAUGACAUAGAAGCUGGAUCAAAUGUUAUUCCGGCUAAUGAUUUAAUGAAUUCGUUAAAAAAUGAUGUCACUCUGGCAAAUACACAAAAAGCCGAAAAAUGUAAUGAAUAUGAGGAACAUAUAAGGGUGAGAAAGACUGAACGCAGCAACGAUGAUAAAACAGAUGAAGAGGCUAUAAGAGCAAAUUGGGCUAAUAGUGGAGCUAUGCCAAAAACAUAUCGUACUCCUCCCGUAACUUCUCGUUUGCGGUCUCAAAAUGAUGAUAUUGAAAGAAAUGAAAGUCCAGUGAUGCGAAAGAAGAUGAAUAUACUUCAUGGUUUACAUAAAGUGGGCGAAUCACUGAAGAUGAGAAAAGGAGCUGUGGUUAGUUCACUUCGUCAGUCAUUAUCUCAAGCUACAACAAUGAAUGAAAUCACAUCUUUGAAAGGCGCAAAUGGAAGAGAUUCUUCCGCGGCAUCUUUUGGCACGGGAGUUGGCCGAUUUGCUGAAAGUCAUUCUCUUGAUGAACUGAACACUGCCGCAGAUCUGAGCAAGCGAACAGCAAAUGAAAUUCUAGAUAAAUAUAAAGGAAAAGCAGUGCUUUUGUAUUCAGCUGAGGGUAAUAACCAAUUUUUGGACGAAAAUAGUCAACAAACGACAAAGGGGGAAAAUGAAAAGACAUCUGAAGAUUCUGAGUUGUACUACGAUCCUGAUAAUCUUACCCAGUGUCGUGCUUUUGUUGAUGUAAAACGAAAAUUACGUUUGGUAUUGAGUUCAGUAGCUUCUUUACCUGGUGUAUCUUCUGUUGGGAGUGAAAGUGCUCUACGCAGAUCCAAAAUGAGGAUGAGUGGAAAAACUGAUGCACGGCAGUUGACAGAAUUUCUGCAAAUUUUGUUGGCAGAAAGCAUUAAUGGCCAAGACAAGACUCUCUGUGCACAAAUUCGUGAAGUUAUGCGCUGCUUAGUUGCAUUCGAUGACAGAGCAGUUAGAAAACUCUUAAGAGCCCUGAAGGGAGAGCACCGAAAGCGGACGGCAUAUAUGCUUUAUUUACAGCAGUCUCGUCUCAGCCUACUUCAGCUGCGCUCUAAUCUAGAAAAAUUAGCUAUUCGUCUUCAAAGAGAGAAAUUGCUGAUUGGUGAGUGCUUAGUGGAUAUGCUCGUUCGAUUUUAUCUGGAAGAGCGUGACUUGCACUUACGAAGGUUUAUUGCUGAAUUUCAAACUCUGAAAGCUCAGGAUGAAAGGACGGAUAUAAUGGAGCGUGCCUUAACUUCAUUAUAUGAAUGCUUACCACGUGAGAAGAUGUGGCGUUUUGCAAAUGCAGAAAGAAUCUCAUUUGUAAAAAAGAGUGUUGAACGUUCAUUAAUGGCCCAGCUCUAUGUGUAUGCACUUUAUCCAAAUGGUGAAGCCGACCAAAGCAGAGACAGUGUUUUCCACAAAUCAGUGCAAAAAUUAGCAGCAGAAAUUAAUCCUGACCAUCCUCAGUUGCGGAUAUCAGUGAGAUUACGUGGUGAAUAUCCGUGGCCAUCUGCGCAAGCAGAAAUUGGAAUUAUAAAUGCAUACAAAUCACCACGAGAUAAAAUGGCCUGUAUUGUUAGAUGCUGUGAAACAAUCGAAAAUCUCAUUAUUCUUGCAUCUGAGAGAGGAGCAGCUUCGGCUGAUGAUAUUACUCCUGUUCUUGUUUACGUUCUUAUUCAGGCAAAUCCACUGGCUCUUCUAUCGAAUAUCCAGUAUAUUGGCGCAUUUUAUGCAAACCAAAUAUCAGGCAUAGAAGCGUAUUGGUGGACUCAGUUCACUAGUGCAGUAGAAUUCAUUAAAACCUUGUUAAGUCAAAAUCUAUAA
Molecule: messenger RNA, 4788 nt
Organism: Brugia pahangi
Lineage: Eukaryota; Metazoa; Nematoda; Chromadorea; Rhabditida; Onchocercidae
Source: the annotation of a GenBank genome assembly